AUGGAACGGGCGGGGAUGGAGCCGGCUGGGACGGAGCCAGCCCGGGAGGCGGAGGAGCCCCCGGGGUCCCCGGCCCUGCCCGCCGAGCCCCGGCAGGCCGGGCCGCCCGGCGCGGCGGCCCCGGGGAAAGGGGCGCUGCCCGGCGCGGGCGGGCGGCAGCGGGAGCGGGGCCGGCGCGGGACCGGCGCGGGGCAGGGCCCGGGCGGGCGGGCGGCGUGGGGCAGGGCUCGGCGGGCCCCGGGCCGGCGCGGCGGGGACGAGGGCGGCCGGCGGCCCGGGGUCACGGUGGACAGCUCCAAGGCCAAGACCUCGCUGGAGGCGCUGAAGAUCAGCCUGAGGCAGCUCCGCUGGAAGGAGUUUCCUUUUGGCCGCCGCUUGCCCUGCGAUAUCUACUGGCAUGGGGUGUCGUUUCAUGACAAUAAUAUCUUCUCAGGUCAAGUCAACAAGUUUCCAGGCAUGAUGGAGACGGUACGGAAAAUUACCCUGAGCCGGGCCAUGAGAACAAUGCAGGACCUGUUUCCUCUGGAGUAUAACUUCUAUCCUCGCUCCUGGAUCCUGCCAGAAGAGCUUCCCCUCUUUGUGGCUGAGGUUCGUGUGAUGAAGGACAGCGAUCCGUCCUGGAAGCCCACUUUUAUUGUGAAACCCGAUGGAGGCUGCCAGGGGGAUGGAAUCUACCUCAUUAAGGACCCCAGUGACAUCAGGCUGACGGGGAGCAUCCAGAGCCGGCCAGCUGUGGUCCAGGAAUACAUCUGCAAACCACUGCUCGUGGACAAACUGAAGUUUGAUAUUCGUCUUUAUGUCCUGCUGAAAUCCUUAGAACCCUUAGAGAUUUAUAUAGCCAAAGAUGGACUUUCUAGGUUUUGUACAGAGCCCUAUCAAGAACCCACCUUAAAAAAUUUGCACCAGGUUUUUAUGCACUUAACCAACUACUCACUAAAUAUCCAUAGUGAGAAUUUCAUCCAUUCUGACAGUGUAAACACUGGCAGCAAGAGGACUUUUUCAAGCAUUCUGUGCAGACUGUCUUCCAGAGGAGCUGAUGUCAAAAAGCUCUGGUCAGAUAUAAUUUCACUGGUGAUUAAAACAAUUAUUGCACUGACUCCAGAACUGAAAGUUUACUAUCAGUCUGACAUCCCAUCAGGAAAGCCCGGGCCAACUUGCUUCCAGAUUUUAGGGUUUGACAUUCUCCUGAUGAAAAACUUGAAGCCCAUGUUACUAGAAGUAAAUGCAAACCCCAGCAUGAGAAUAGAACAUGAGCAAGAGCUUUCUCCUGGAGUCUUUGAGAAUGUCCCCAGCCCUGUGGAUGAAGAAGUGAAAGUCGCUGUCAUCAGGGACACUCUGCGCCUGGUGGACCCCCAGAAAAAAAAGAGGAAAGAUGCCCAGUGUCCACGCCUGGAGCUCGCGGCGGAGUCGAGCGAGUCGCUGCUGGACGCGCUGCCGGCCGAGCGGCCCGAGCCGGACGCUCCCCGGAGCCCCGAGGCCGGGCUGCCCUCCCUCUGCCUCAAGCAGGUGUUCCCCAAGUACGCCAAGCAGUUCAACUACCUGCGGCUCGUGGACAGGGUGGCCGCGCUCUUCAUCCGCUUCCUCGGCGUCAAAGGCACGACCAAGCUGGGCCCGACGGGUUUCCGCACCUUUGUAAGAAACUGCAAACUGAGUAACAGCAGUUUUUCAAUGGCUGCUGUAGAUAUUCUGUACAUUGAUAUCACAAGGAGGUGGAACAGCAUGGGAAUUGACCACAAAGAAUCAGGUAACACAGGAAUGUGCCUGCAAGCCUUUGUGGAAGCUUUCUUCUGCCUGGCCCAGAGGAAGUACAAGUCCCUCCCUCUGCACGAGCAGGUGCUGUCGCUGAUCGAGUUCUGUGAGUGUCACUUGGCUGCCCUGGACGAGAGGCGCCUGCUGUGGGGCUGGGGGGUCCCGGAGCGCCGGGGGGUUGCUGGGGGGCCCUGCCAGGCCGAGGGGCUGCCCCUCAGCCCAGCUGCCCCCGCCCUGCUGCCCCGCGCGGCCACGGCCACCAAGCUGGCCGAGUACAGAAACCAGCGCAACUAGGGGGGCUUCAAUCCCAGAUGUGUCCCUGAACUGCUGGGGGACACACAGGCACUGAAUUCCUUCACCUGAGCGUCACAGCUGUUUGUUUCAGCUGGUUUUUUUUUAUUUAUGGUCUUC
Messenger RNA from Empidonax traillii (willow flycatcher), 2160 nucleotides. RefSeq names its product tubulin tyrosine ligase like 11 (gene TTLL11). Lineage: Eukaryota; Metazoa; Chordata; Aves; Passeriformes; Tyrannidae. Gene Ontology annotation, molecular function: tubulin binding; tubulin-glutamic acid ligase activity. Gene Ontology annotation, cellular component: cilium. Bases 1 to 2043 code for a protein of 680 amino acids. The transcript has 9 exons. The record is from RefSeq and is a predicted model, not a curated record. Gene Ontology annotation, biological process: protein polyglutamylation; microtubule cytoskeleton organization.